AGGUGUCGUUGCGGAGGAGAGGCAUGUACAGGUGCUGCGAUCGACAUCCCAUUGCACCAUGGAGGGGCUUCUUUUCAACGUUAAUAGCGGCUACAUCGAGGGUAUCGUGCGAGGAUAUCGGAACAGCCUCCUCACCGGCCAGAACUACUCCAACUUGACGCAAUGCGAGACAAUAGACGAUGUCAAGCUCCAGCUGGCUCCCGCCUAUGGUGACUUCCUCGCUUCCCUUGCCCCCAACCCCUCUACCGCCUCGCUUGCCAGCAAGAUGACAGACAAGCUGGUUGCUGAGUUCCGCUAUCUCCUGGCUCAGGCGACGGGCUCGACCGCCAAGUUCCUUCGGUAUCUGACCUACGGGUAUAUGAUCGACAACAUUGCCCUGCUCAUCACCGGAACCCUACACGAGCGCGAUACUCGAGAGCUCUUAGACCGAUGCCACCCCCUGGGCUGGUUCGAGACGUUACCUGUGCUGUGCGUCGCAACCAACAUCGAAGAGCUUUACAACUCGGUUUUGGUGGAAACCCCGUUGGCUCCUUAUUUCAAAGACAGCCUCAGCCACCAGGAUUUGGAUGAGCUGAACAUUGAAAUUAUCCGCAACACCCUAUACAAGAACUAUUUGGAGGACUUCUAUAACUUCGUUAACACCCAUCCGGACUUCAAGGGGACACCCACCCAGGAUGUGAUGGGUGAGAUCCUCCAGUUCGAGGCUGAUCGCCGUGCGAUCAACAUCACUCUCAACUCUUUCGGUACCGAGCUUUCGAAGCAGGAGCGCAAGAAGCUCUACCCUGAAUUCGGAAGACUGUAUCCCGAGGGAUCAUUGAUGCUUUCCCGCGCCGAUGAUGUUGAAGGGGUGUCCCUCGCCGUCAGUGCUGUGGGCGAUUACAAGGCCUUCUUUGACGCGGUUGGCCUGUCGCAGGGUGGCAGUGGUGGAUUUGGUAACAUGGCGGGUGGAAGUGGCGCGGAUGGAAAGAGCCUGGAGGAUCUCUUCUAUCAGAAGGAGAUGGAUUUGUCCAAAGUUGCCUUCACUCGUCAAUUCACCCCGUCUGUGGUAUACGCGUGGUUGAAGCUCAAGGAACAGGAAAUCCGCAACGUCACUUGGAUUGCAGAGUGUAUUGCCCAGAAUCAGAAGGAGAGAAUAGGAAACUAUAUUUCUGUCUUCUAGACUACGGUUAUCCCUGUGUUAUCGUCUCAAAUAUGCGUCAAAUUCCCUUCCUGAGCAAAUCCCCUUCCUGAGCCUAUGAUACACUGUACCUAGGACUGUUCGGCUCAUGGUCACUAUUGCUACCUAGUGUUGCUGCUGUUUCCUUACUGCCUCUUUUUUUUUUUUUUUU
Messenger RNA from Penicilliopsis zonata CBS 506.65, 1328 nucleotides. RefSeq lists its product as hypothetical. The coding region runs from base 59 to 1159 and encodes 366 amino acids. Gene Ontology annotation, cellular component: vacuolar proton-transporting V-type ATPase complex; proton-transporting V-type ATPase, V0 domain; fungal-type vacuole membrane. Gene Ontology annotation, molecular function: proton-transporting ATPase activity, rotational mechanism. NCBI's taxonomy places the organism in Eukaryota, Fungi, Ascomycota, Eurotiomycetes, Eurotiales, Aspergillaceae. The transcript has 4 exons. The record is from RefSeq and is a predicted model, not a curated record. Gene Ontology annotation, biological process: proton transmembrane transport; vacuolar acidification; vacuolar transport.